Molecule: messenger RNA, 361 nt
Organism: Caenorhabditis angaria
Lineage: Eukaryota; Metazoa; Nematoda; Chromadorea; Rhabditida; Rhabditidae
Source: the annotation of a GenBank genome assembly
AUGAAAUCCAUUGCUAAGAUUGUACUCUUCGUUGUAACUCUGGCUUCUGCUCUUCCUCUCAAUAAGGUACAAUUUUUUUGAUCUACCGAGUUUUCAUUUCACAGUAUACUUUUUUUUGAGACAGAAGAAGGUCAACCAAAAAUUAAAGCUGAAACCGAAGGAAGUAUUUUCGAAUCGCAAAUUUUUUGGUUCUUUGUAGUACUUUUUGUCAUCAUCUGUGCAUUGGCUUCGGAAUUGUAUUGCUGGUUGAAUGGAAAAAGACAGUGAGUUAAAAUAUUUUGAAAUUUUUAUAAUUUUUCAAAUGAUUUUUAGAACUCCCUACUAUCUUCCAAGACAUGGAAUCCCUCCACGUUUCAUCUGA